AUGCCGAAAAUAGGUUCACCACAUCUUCAUAUGAACGAGUCCAAGCUGGGAAAGGUUUUAUUUGAUUAUAUGACAAAAUUUGAAAGGAGUAAUUUCCUCUUUUUUCGUACAUAUUUUUUUUUGAUAAAUAAUAAGAGUAAUCAGCAGAAGAAGAACAGUAAUUUUAUAUUUUAUGAAAAGAAAUAUAUAGGCAUUUUUGACAAAGUCAACAACUUCUGUACAGAUGGACAAAGAAAUAAAGAAAACCUUUUUGAAAAAAUGGAAGAGAACAAAAAUAACAACCUUUAUUUAAUUGAUAAUAAUAUAUUAAACGAUAAAACAAAGUACCCUAAUUUUUCUACGUAUGUAAAAAGUGAAUGUACCACUGACAGGAAAAACGAAAAAGAAAACAUAAAUAAAGAACAAAAGAAUGAUAAUGAGAAAAGGGUAGAAAAUAAUUUUAGAGACAUUAUAGAUUUAGAAUUAUCAGAUGUAUGGUCCAAGAAAUCGUUAGUAGUAAAUUUUAAAAAUAACAUAUUUGAAAUAAUAUUAAAUAGGCCUGAAAAGUUGAAUGCCAUAAAUAAAGACAUGAUUAAUGGAUUGCUAAAUAUAAUAAAAAAUUUAAAUAAUGAUAAAAGAUGCUAUAUGAUUGUGAUUAGAAGUACGAAUACAAACUGUUUUUCCUCUGGUUCGGAUGUAAAGGAUAUAGUUCAAAAUAAGGAAAAAGGAAUACAACAUUUAAAACAACUUUAUAUGUAUAUUAAUUAUUUAUCAACAAUGAAAAAAAGUGUUUUGUGUAUAUGGAAUGGUAUUGUUAUGGGUGGAGGGUUAGGAAUUUCCAUGUACGCGAAAUAUAGAGUUAUUAAUAAAAAUGCAAUAUUUGCAAUGCCAGAAAGUAAAAUAGGUUUUUUUCCUGAUAUAGGAUGUUGUUAUUUUUUUAAAAAAUAUUUUGGUAGAAAUAUUGGUUUGUAUUUAGGAUUAACAUCAUUAAGACUGAAUGAAUUAGAUUUAGUGAAUUUUAAAAUAUGUAACAACUAUGUGGAAGAUGUAGAUUUGUUUUUAACUGAAAUAUAUAGUAUUAAAAAGGAAAAUCAAAGUGAUUUCGAUGCAGAGUUAAGUAAUAUAUUAAAUAAAUAUCCUACCAAAAUUGGUAGGACUGCUAGUACCCCUGUGCUAACCGAAGACCUAAUUAGCAACAUCAAUAAAUAUUAUAGCUCCGCGAAUAGUUUAGAAGAAUUAAUAGAUAAUUUAAAGAAAGGACUCAAGGGCGAACAUAAUAAUAGUAGCAGCAGUCAAUUUUGUCAGAAGGUUUUGUCCGAUAUAAGUGCAAAUUGUUAUUUCAGCUGUAAAUUAUGGUUUUCAUAUUUUUUAUAUAAUUAUGAUAAAUCGUUAGAAGAAGUACUAGAUAACGAUUUUAAACUUUCACAAUAUUUCUUAUUCCAUACAAAAACAUUUGAAAAGGGAGUAACAGAAUUACUUGUAAAAAAAAACAAAAAUUUUCAAUGGAAAACAGAUCCCGAAAAUGAAGGGACACAAUUAGAGGAAAAUAUUGAACAUAUAUUAAAGGAUAGCUCUAUGUUAUCCAUAAAAGAAGAGUUCAUACAAAAUAUAAAUUGCACCGGGGACAAUGAAAUAAAUUAA
Molecule: messenger RNA, 1620 nt
Organism: Plasmodium malariae
Lineage: Eukaryota; Apicomplexa; Aconoidasida; Haemosporida; Plasmodiidae
Product: 3-hydroxyisobutyryl-coenzyme A hydrolase, putative
Exons: 1
Coding region: 1-1620 (539 amino acids)
Biological process (GO): L-valine catabolic process
Molecular function (GO): 3-hydroxyisobutyryl-CoA hydrolase activity
Source: RefSeq, a predicted model, not a curated record